AUGGCUACUGAGCGAGCACUAGCAAUCCCGGAGAUCGUCUCCCACAUCUUUUGCCAGUUUACCUUCCGUCCACCGAAUGAGGCUCGCUGGCGACAUAAUAAAACGCUGGCACGAUCAGCACGCGUCAGCAAGUCUUUCAUGGGUCCAGCUUUGGACGCGCUCUGGAAUCAUCUCGAUUGGCUUCAUCCACUUCUACGACUACUCUCCGCAUGCAAGCUAGUCCUCUUCACUGACGAAGAACUGAGGGGGCUUAUGCCUUUCGUCCACCCAAUGUUGGAACCGAAGCACGUAUGGAUUUUUGACGGCGACAUCUGCGCUCUGGAGUGGGAGCGAUUCGAGACAUAUGCGCGGCGCGUCCGCUCUAUGUCGCUGGAGCUAGACGGUAGCGUUGGUCCAUCGGUGUUUGCGGCUCUGGCACGCCAUAACGGGCGCCGUCCUCUUUUUCCUCUGCUCCGCGAAUUAUCGUGGAUGCAGUGGAUGCCGGCAUUCGACGGCACUCACCAAAUGUUGGCUUCUCCCCAUCUGCGUGAACUCCAUAUCGACAUUCUGGUCUAUCCCGAGCGCAAAACCCAACAAGAGUCUUUGGAUAUUCGGCUUAAGCGCCUUCUUGAAGAGUUUUCUCGCAUAUCGCCUAAUAUCAAAAAAGUUUACCUGAAUGGCGGGUUUAGACGCUGUCCUUCGGUUGGAGGGUUCAAGUACCUACGCUGCCUGCAAGUCAGCGCAGAGACAUCGUGCAUCGUCAAUGACGCAUCCUUGAAAUCUCUUUCGGGCCUAGAAGACCUUGCGGAGCUUUCUCUCUCCACGGCCACUACACUGAGGAUCCCGCCAAUCAGUCAAGGAUUUGUCGCCUUGACAAGCCUUUGCUUGGUGUUCUGCAACAAGCCCGCGAUGCUGUUCUUAUUCACAACAACGUUCCCUCGCCUUCGAUCCAUCGCGAUAAGCUAUCGCCCUAGAUUUUUCAUGAAGCUUGACGGUUGCCGGAAAUUCAUUGAAGACAUAGCGAGGGCCUGUGCCAGGCUUCCUUCCCUUCGCAAAUUGUGUAUUGAAUUCGACUUUGAUGAUGGAUUCGGAAGGGCACCACCCUUCCUCGACAUUGUACGGCCGCUUUUGUCGCUCACAGCACUCGAGGAUGUCGAGAUCAGCGAUCUUCGCGAGGUGGCGCAGGCUUGGCCGCGACUGACACGUUUCUCAUUGGCUAUAUCAGCGCUUGACUAUCCUCUCCUCCCGACUGUCGACUGUCUGGUUUCAUUUGCUCGGGCCUGCCCUAGCCUGAAACAGUUGGUCCUGCCCUCUAUGGCACACUCAUUACCAAGAGCUCGCGAUAUGAUUAUGGUUCCUGCUAUACCGGCGCAUGGUCUGCAAAGCCUGGAAUUCAUGACCAGACCAAAGGUCUUAGUCGAUCUCGACGUAGACUUCGCUCAUUGUCUGAAUCGCCUUUUCCCGAAAGUCUCGCUCUCGUGCAGUGCCGUGGACUUCGAGAGGCAAUAUUUUGCAGAUGGUCACAUGGCUCCUAGCGUCCUCAAAUGGGACACACUGGUUCACGAAGUGGCUAGAUUGCAGUCUACCAGCCGGCGUGAUACUCAACAAGGUACAAAUGACCCCGACGAUGAUCCAGAGUAUGGUUGCCUGCAGACUGGUUGCAUCGGGGAUGUCGAGCAGCAAAGAUAA
This is a messenger RNA of Postia placenta MAD-698-R-SB12, 1668 nucleotides long. RefSeq lists its product as hypothetical. The record is from RefSeq and is a predicted model, not a curated record. Lineage: Eukaryota; Fungi; Basidiomycota; Agaricomycetes; Polyporales; Adustoporiaceae. The transcript is spliced from 3 exons. Bases 1 to 1668 code for a protein of 555 amino acids.